This is a messenger RNA of Mucor mucedo, 515 nucleotides long. RefSeq lists its product as uncharacterized. The record is from RefSeq and is a predicted model, not a curated record. Gene Ontology annotation, molecular function: mRNA binding; structural constituent of ribosome. Gene Ontology annotation, cellular component: cytosolic large ribosomal subunit; ribosome. Gene Ontology annotation, biological process: translation; maturation of LSU-rRNA from tricistronic rRNA transcript (SSU-rRNA, 5.8S rRNA, LSU-rRNA). The transcript has 3 exons. NCBI's taxonomy places the organism in Eukaryota, Fungi, Mucoromycota, Mucoromycetes, Mucorales, Mucoraceae. Bases 69 to 431 code for a protein of 120 amino acids.
GGUUGACAAAAGAAGUAUGCAACAGCACUAAAAGUGGAACCCCCUCUUACACUUGAAGCAUCAUAACAAUGGCUGCCGUUAAAGCUCACGAACUCCGCAACAAGAACAAGGCCGAGCUUGUCAAGAUUCUCGACGAACAAAAGCAACAACUUGCUAACAUCCGCGUCCAAAAGGUCGCUGGUGGUAAGUCCCAAGAAGUUGGUGAAGCACGUAAGAACGUUGCUCGUGUCUUGACUGUCAUCAACCAAACCCAACGCGAACAACUCCGUCUUUUCUACCAAAAGAAGGCUUUCACCCCUCUUGAUCUCCGUGUCAAGAAGACCCGUGCUAUGCGUAGAGCUUUGACUCCUUUCGAGAAGUCCAAGAAGACUGUUCGUGAGCAAAAGAAGUUAGCUCACUUCCCUCUCCGCAAGUAUGCUGUCAAGGCUUAAAUUUUCCCUUUUUCGAAACUUUUCUCAUACUCUGAAAUUGGAAAAUAAAAAGUAGUAUUAUAUAUAAUGUGUAGCAGCAUUGUC